AUUUUCUCAUCUCUCUCUCUUUACCUAAAAUUCGCUGUCUUUCAGACUUCUCUGCCUCCACACUUCCAAAAUCCAUCUCUUCUCACCAUGAGAGUGAGAGCCACACCAUUUUCCCCCUCCUCCUCCUCCUCCUCCUCUUCUUCUUUAUCUUUCUCUCUAAUUUGAUCAAUCUCAAUCUAACUCACAAAAUAGUAUUGAGAUCUAGCAUGCAUUGCCAUUCCUAUGGCUUCUCCUCAUCACCAUUCCCAUAGUUUCAUGUUCCAAUCCCGUCCCGCCCCCGAUCACCACGAAUACAUCCCAUCCGCUUCCUUCAACACCAUCCCUUCCUGCCCUCCUCACCUCUACUUUCACGAUGGGGUUGUUCCGGUGAUGAUGAAGAGAUCGAUGUCAUUUUCAGAAGUUGAGAAUGGGUGCGAGGAUGUGAACGGCGAUGAAGGGUUGUCAGACGACGGAUUGGCGUUGGGAGAGAAGAAGAAGAGACUGAAUUUAGAGCAAGUGAAAGCAUUGGAGAAGAGCUUUGAGGUAGGGAAUAAGCUUGAGCCAGAGAGGAAAAUGCAAUUAGCCAAAGCAUUGGGGUUGCAACCAAGACAAAUUGCUAUUUGGUUUCAGAAUAGAAGAGCCAGAUGGAAAACUAAGCAAUUGGAAAGAGAUUAUGAGGUGUUGAAGAAACAGUUUGAAGCUCUUAAAGCUGACAAUGAUGUACUUCAAGCUCAAAAUACCAAACUCCAUGCAGAGUUAUUAGCAUUGAAAACCAAAGACUCCGGCGAGACAGCGGGGGGCGGCGGUGCCACCAUGAACUUAAAGAAAGAAAACGAACGUUGUUGGAGCAGCGAUAACAGUUGUGACAUCAACCUCGACAUCUCGAACACACAAACACCAAUAGGUGGCAGUGGCGGAAGAGGAUGUUCUCAACCAGGAAUGAUCAAAGAUCUUUUCCCCUCUGCGGCGUUCCGAUCCGCCGCCAUAACGCAGCUGCUUCAACAUGGGUCAUCCCGAUCAACGGUGGAUCAGCAUCCUCAAGUGAUUCAAGAAGAGAGCUUCUCUCAAAUGUUCAAUGGCAUUGAAGAACAACAGCAAACUGCAGCAGCAGCUGGGUUCUGGCCAUGGAGUACUUCGGAUCAAAAUUCUCAUUUUCAUUGAAAACCCAUCACUACUACACAGUUUUUUUUUCCCCUCUUAUAAAUCAGCUAAAGUUUUAAAUGAAUUAGUUCAGUUGUAAUAUUGUUAUUGGGAAUUUGGGAUUAAUUUAUAAUGAUUGGAAUUAUAUAAUUAAAUUAAAUGAUACGCAUCUGUUUCGUUCGAUU
Cucumis sativus (cucumber) is the source of this 1304-nucleotide messenger RNA. RefSeq names its product homeobox-leucine zipper protein ATHB-20. Gene Ontology annotation, molecular function: DNA-binding transcription factor activity, RNA polymerase II-specific; sequence-specific DNA binding. Gene Ontology annotation, biological process: positive regulation of DNA-templated transcription. NCBI's taxonomy places the organism in Eukaryota, Viridiplantae, Streptophyta, Magnoliopsida, Cucurbitales, Cucurbitaceae. The record is from RefSeq and is a predicted model, not a curated record. Gene Ontology annotation, cellular component: nucleus. The transcript has 3 exons. The coding region runs from base 223 to 1140 and encodes 305 amino acids.